GUUGCUAUUCUGCUGGAGCAACCAGUUUCGCUUAGACAAUCGGCGCACCACUGGCCGGGUAUUUAUUACCUCAUUCGUGCUCAAACAUCUUCCAGAGCAAGAGUGAAUCUCGCGUAAGGUCGCAGUCACCACUUGAUUUCAAUUAAGACUUAUACACAGCUAAAUUUGCGUCGCGAAUCAACCAUGUGUGACACCGGUAGUUUGUACGAGUUCCCGGGACUUCCAAACUGUUUAGAUCGGAUUGCUCGGGCGGAACUCCGCGAAGAUGACCAGCUACGGAAGCAAUCGCUGGAACAGAUGCGUGAGUGGAUCGCGAAGAACCCGCGGAUUAAGAACUGUCGCACGGACGAUGCGUUUCUGUUGCGAUUCUUGCGCACCAAAAAGUUCUCCGUGGUUCGGGCUUGUGAAACGUUGCAAAAGUAUCUCACCAUGAGACAAACAUAUCCGAAGUGGUGCCGGAAGCUGGACCCACAGGAUCCCGAAAUAAGUGCCCUGCUGGACUACUGUGCCCUUGUUCCCGUUGGUCGAGACUCCUCCGGUCGAAUCGUAGUCAUGGGCGUGGUUCGAAACUUUGACGCGACCCGACACGGCUCCGACGACAUGAUUCGACUCAACAUGCUCGUAACGGAAGCUCUGCUGGACGACGAGGCAAACCAGAUUGCCGGCUUCACGCACGUGUUUGACAACAGUGCAAUGACGAUGGCACACGUGACCUGCUGGACGCUGGAGAACAUUGGUGGAUAUUUGCGGAGCAUCGCCAACGGCGUUCCGAUUCGGCUUAAGCAGAACCACUUUGUGAACGUGCCCAGCUUUGCGGCGCAAGUCAGCAAGUACUGCCUGUCGUACGCCAGUGAGAAGCUCAAAUCGAGGAUAUUUUGUCAUCGAAGCAUCGAUGAGUUGCGUAAAAACAUCGAACCCACCGUGCUGCCCGAGGAAUACGGUGGCACCGUUCCGCUGGCCAAGCUGAACGAAAACUUCAAAAAGUAUCUGCUGACCAAGCGUGACAUGCUGCUGGCGCUGGACCGGAUGGAAAUCGUGCUGGGAGGAGGUUCCUCUACGGACCAAACCCACAGUGGAAAAGACAUUGUGGACGCUGGAGCCGUGGGGAGUUUUAGGAAGCUGCAAAUUGACUAGAAGGAGAUUUUGUUUAUGCGCACCACGCGGAAGAUUGUGAUAUGGGUUAUCUUAUCAGUUGGAUAGCAUUGUCUUGAUGAAAUAGAGCAAUGUGCAGACUAU
Molecule: messenger RNA, 1236 nt
Organism: Culex quinquefasciatus (southern house mosquito)
Lineage: Eukaryota; Metazoa; Arthropoda; Insecta; Diptera; Culicidae
Product: clavesin-1
Exons: 3
Coding region: 184-1134 (316 amino acids)
Cellular component (GO): membrane
Molecular function (GO): phosphatidylinositol bisphosphate binding
Source: RefSeq, a predicted model, not a curated record